AUGAACGCAGACAGCAUCGUUGUUAUCACGGGCGGCGAGCUGGUUGAGCAGGGUAGCCACGAGGAUCUAAUCCGGGCGAAUGGCAAGUAUGCAGACCUGUGGGCCAAACAGAUCUUUGUACGACCAAAGGACAAGGAGGAGGCCGAGGACAAGGCAGCAGUGAAGGAAGCCAAGACGCCCACUAUUCUCAACGAUUUGACAGCCGAAGAGACCAGCUCGGAGCUUGCCAAGGUCAACAGCACACCGGCGUUGAGCACAAUGUCCAACGAGCACUCCAAGGAUUCGGCUUCGUCGAGCGGCAGCAGCAGCAGUGACGAAACCCAUGUCGAGGUCCGCUCGAGAUCAGCCUCGUUCUCAGGGCACACGAAAGAGGUAUAG
Molecule: messenger RNA, 378 nt
Organism: Lasiosphaeria miniovina
Lineage: Eukaryota; Fungi; Ascomycota; Sordariomycetes; Sordariales; Lasiosphaeriaceae
Exons: 1
Coding region: 1-378 (125 amino acids)
Cellular component (GO): membrane
Molecular function (GO): ATP binding
Source: RefSeq, a predicted model, not a curated record